UUUCUACAAAAUGCAGUUGGAGAUACCUUUAAUUGUCAAUUCUGAUUCUUAAUACAAACUUAUGAAAUGCAUUUUCAAUAAGACGCAUUGUAAAAGUAAAAGUGAUACAGAGAACUGUUAAUGUGAAUUGUGAAUUGUCGCUAUUUUAUUUUAUUUACAUUUUGCUCAUCAUUUAGAACAAGUGAAAAGUAUUCUCGUAAUGAUUACGAGCGUUCUUUUUCAUGUGUUAUACAGCAAGGGCACAAUAUUUGGCUAACUAAAAGACGAAAGGUUGAUUAAAACUCAUAUUAUCUCUGCUGCGUAGAAACAUUACAAUUCAAAAUGGGAAAACAAAAUAGCAAACUGAAACCCGAGGUUUUGGAAGAUCUGAAACAGAACACAGAAUUUUCAGAUGCCGAGAUACAGGAGUGGUACAAAGGAUUUUUAAAGGAUUGUCCCAGUGGGCAUUUGUCGGUGGAGGAAUUUAAGAAAAUAUAUGGAAACUUUUUCCCGUACGGGGAUGCUAGUAAGUUUGCUGAACACGUUUUUCGAACGUUUGAUGCAAAUGGCGACGGGACUAUAGAUUUUCGGGAGUUCUUAUGCGCUUUGAGCGUGACGUCACGGGGCAAAUUGGAGCAGAAGCUCAAAUGGGCAUUCUCUAUGUACGAUCUGGAUGGAAAUGGUUACAUCUCACGACAGGAAAUGCUUGAAAUUGUCACAGCUAUCUAUAAAAUGGUGGGUUCCGUGAUGAAAAUGCCCGAAGACGAAUCCACGCCCGAGAAACGAACGGACAAAAUAUUCCGACAAAUGGAUAGAAAUAAGGAUGGAAAAUUGUCGCUCGAAGAGUUCAUAGAGGGCGCCAAGAGCGAUCCUUCCAUUGUACGACUUCUUCAGUGCGACCCGCAGUCACAGUGAUACCUCAAAUAUUAACCUAUUCGACCGAGCAAACCAAACCACCUCGGUCCCCAUUGCUAAGCAAAUCUAUUGUACAUGAUCACUUAACUGCUUGUAAGAGCUAGUGCGCGGCGUAAAGCAUUACUGCAUAUAAAAUCUUUUCAGAUCGUUGUCCUGCUGCUUGGCUGUUCAAAUAUUCUUCCUUUGUGUUCGUGGCUAAAGCCUGAUUUAUUCAUAUCUUACUUUAGGUAAUGUGAAAUAUAGUAAUUUUACGUGUUACGCUAUACUAUCUCUUUUUGCGAUUCGGACAUGACGCAGGAGCUGUGUUCCAGGAGUAAUGAAAUAUGUUGUACGUGGAAAGUUAAACAAAAAUAUAAGAAAGUAGUUCCUACGGUACUGUAUUCAAACGGUGCUUGCUGUAUUGAAGUGGUUGCUGAAUACUAAUUUCCUUUAUAAGUACUUUCGUUAAAGAAAAUAUUGUAAUCGAAUCGAAGGGAGUUCCCCUUCUAGCCAUGGGAUAAUAAAAAGGUGCAGGUUUAGUGUGAAUCGAUGCAAAUGAAGGGCGUGGUCGGCUUUUGUGUUGUUUCUGAAUCGCAAAGUAUAUCUCGAUACUUGUAUAUCAUUAGUAAUUUUUAUUAUUAAGUAUAAUAUAAUUAAGUAAAAGACAACCAGUCAACAGGACAAAGGAAAUGCGACUAUGUUUAAUGUGUUUUUCCCAAUUAUUAUUAUUGUAGUUAGGAUAGUGAUACCAUUUUGUCCACAUUUAGCGGUCUAAAAUUGGGUUAAAAGCCCGCAUUAUCGAACGCAGCUUAUCUUUCGGUCAGUUCACUCGUUAUAUUGUCUUCGAUACUUCUUUCAUAAUUACAUUAUUCGAUAGUAUGAUGCAAUUGUUUUAGCGUAUUCGAUGAAGUCUGUAUAUUAUGAUGGGAGAUCUGGGCGAGAGUCUGAAGGACGGUCAAAAUAGGUAAAGGCGUGUUUCUUCGGUGUUUGUCUUUGAGUGCUUAUAUACACAAUACUAUAGGAUUUAUUUCAUAUUUUUUAUGAUAUAUUAUCAAUAGAUGACGAAGUUAUCAUAAUAUACUGCUUGUGCUAUUUAGUUAUACCAAAACAAAGAUCUGAAAUUGAUGCUUCUUACGUAUCUGUAAUUUAGUAAAGGAAAUAUAUCCUGCAUAAAACGAAUAUUAUUCUAUAGUUGUUGUUAUAUUCAUAAUAUGAAAAUUCGGAAUCAUUUAAGCAAGACAAUAAAGUUCUAAACUCGACGUAACGAGUUGCACCUUUAUUUUAUUUGAUUAUGUACACAAGUGCAUUGCGUUAAAGUAGCAGUUUCAGAGCAAAUAAUAACGUAGCGGUCUGCGCGUGUCCGCGUGUCCGCGUGUGUUGGCAAUGCAGUAUCUAAUUAACACUUAUGACAAUAUAUCAAUGCUGUGUUAUCAGAGUUUGAUUUAAACACGGAGGCAAAUGUAUUCCGGAAAGCGAGUCAGCAAUAUAUAGACAUAGAGUUAGUAAUGUUCUUAUGAGAAUUCGAGUAAUUUUUCUAUAUACAUUGUAAUAUUAGAAUCGUUUCGUAUUCGAUGAAUGGAUUAUAUUGCAUUCAUAGGUACAUUAUACCAAAUCGCAAGUAUUUACCCUGUGUGAAACCAGUUGGCACGGUUAGACUAGUGUCUUAGUGUCGGCGUAGAGAUGGGCGUGUUCAUUAUAUAAAUAAGCAUACACUAUCACGACGUCCAUAAAUAUAAUUUACAAGAUUCCUUUCCUUAGCUUCCUUAAGGUACAUGCCAACUGUUUUCACUGGUAACGAUAUACAUCACGUGGAUCUGAUAAAUACGCUUUUAUCUUGCUAGUCUUUAUGGUCUAUAUAAUUAAUUAUAUAGUCUUCAAAAGAGUGCCUGGUAUAUAACCGAUACCAUCAAUGUAACUAAAUUGACAAUUUACACAAAUUUUAUGCAUCAGAAUUACAAUAAUUAUACAUUAUUUAGGAUAUAAUCAGAUCCUUCUACACGACCUGAAUUUACAUUAUGACAUGCAAAUAUUAGUAUACUGUUAAAUAUAAUAUAUUAAUUUAUGAUCCGAGACGUUCAAUCGCAUAGCUGAUAUUAUAAGGCUUAGUUUUAAUGUGUUUAAAUCUAAUCAAAGUCAGCCUGAGUAUUAUUCGAUUAUUUGUAAUUUGAUUUGUAAGAAUAUUGCGUACGAUAAGUUUUAUAAAUAUAUUUUAAGAAUGGUAAAGUGAGUCGUCGAUCGAGGGAAUAGUGCGUAGGCUGUUGUGUAGGGCCUUGUCGAGGGAAUCGCGAAAGAUAUACAAUUGAUUGAUAAUAAGCUUAGUACAAAUUGUAUUGACAAACUUUUGUAGACUGUAUAAUAUUAAAUGUAUAAAGAUAGUAUCGUUUUACUGAAAUGUAUUUUUGAACGAUUAUUAGUUAGAUAGGUAUAGAUUUGAUUCGUGACGACAUCGUACGUUUAUUUGCAGUAGACAUCGCGAUGUGAGCCUUAAAAACUGAUAAAAAACAUUGGAUGCCGUAGAUAUAUAUAUAUAUACUUUAUUGUAUAGAGAAUUAUUAAUUAUAGUUAUUUUACAUAGCUUAGAAAUCGGCAUAUCACAUGGAAGAUACAUAACAGACAAAAUCUGAACAAUAUCGAAACCCUUGAUCUUUAAAAACCCGAAAUUGAAUAUUAAAAUGAUAAUCUAACAACAAUAAGUACGUUUAUACAAACUUAAAUAAUGUCUUCUGAAUAGACUUGAUGUGCUCACAUUUUGUAUUAUUAAUGUUUGUUAUUUAUCAAACGUUUAUUGAAGAAAGACAUUUUAAUAAGCAUAUAAGACUUGCUUAUGAGUGUGAAUUUUGUAAUUAUUCAUUUCUUGAAGAAAUUAAAAAUUUCGUAGCUUUGCUGUGUCCGACGGCACUAAUACUACAAAAAUUAAAAAAAAAUAUAUAUAUAUUGAUUUUUUAUUUAGAAUAUCGAUUAAUAAUUAUAUUAAUGAAUAUUUUUUAACGAUUAUUAUGUAUGUUUAUAAAUUAUUUUAUUAUUCGUUUUGCUCUAGAUCUGCUUUUUAAUAUAAUAGAUCUAAUAAUAAUUUUAAUAAUCAGUUUCAUGUAUUGGAACGCUUUGCGACAUGCUCUGACUAGGCCUGACAUAUGCGCACUGUUGGUGAUUGUCGACUCGUAAAAUCAUCAUUCAUCAAUUACAAUUUUGACACAUUUUACAAUUAUUUUAUAUGAUUUCGCCUAAAUAGCUUAUGUAGAUGCAUUUGAAUAUUUUCGUUUUUAGUUUUUAUUCAAAAAUGAUUUUUAAAUAUCACAAGAAGUACUUAAAUAUGUUUUUUUUGCGUGUAUGCUGUUUUUUUAAGUUUUGACGAGAAAUAAUUUCAAUUUAAAGAACUUAUGAAUAUUAAUUGCUUUCAUAUUUAAUUUAGCUAGUAACCAUGUAAUAAAUGAAUUCUAUCAUCGCUUUUAUUAAUAUUAUAAUUAUUUAAUCUUAUAUUGUACUGUAAUGCACAAUUUGAUUUUUCGCACAACUAAUAUAAUUAUUAUGAGUUCUUUUUAAUAAUAAUGUAGCGCUGAGUUAUAUUGUUUAAAUAAUAUAUUAUGUGGAGGUCAUUCUUUUUAAGUGAAUUAUGUUUCAUUAUUUGCAUAGAAAUCAAGUAGUGCAAACCUAACUAAAAUAAACACAAAAAUAAACAUGUUAAAAACAUCGAUAAAUUCAUUUCUAUUAAGGUAAUAUAGACACGAUUAAUGUGAUAAAUGUAAAUUGUGUCUCACAUUUUCUUCCAAAAAAGGAUAAUUAAAGGUUUCAUCUAUAUUCGAUAGUAUAAAUUUCAAAUAUCAUGGUAGUAUGUCAAUUUAAUUGAAUGUAAAAAUAAAACAAAAAAAAUAAAAUAAAAUAAUGGCCAUAAUUUCUUUCUAGCUUCAUGUUUAUCGAUUGUAUUUGCGCCGAUUUUUAUGACAAUGGAUACAUUAGUUGAUAGCUAUAAGUUUGAAAGUUAAAUUCCAUAAUAUCGCGUCUUUCUAGUUAUUGUGUAUAUCAUUUUACUAUUGCGUUAUCUUAUUAUCUAGUCCUUAACAAAAAUAUUCGGCAAAAAAUGAUGGUAAAGUAUAGGGUUCAAUUGGAAACACUUCGAUGAUUAUUAUGAUUAAAAGGACACUUGCACUGCCAUUGCGUACGUUUCAUUUGAUCUUAUUUUGUAACAAUUAAAUUUAAUUAUUAUAAAGUAAUAACUAAAUUUAUUUUUAAUAUUAUGGUUUAUACGUGUUGUAUAUAAUAUAGCUGAAACUAUGCAAUAAAUGUCAGUACAUUGUUAUUAUAAGCAAUAAUGUAAGUAGAUCCUUCUUAAGUUAGGUAUUGAAAAAUAAUAAGCCGUUACUUUAUUUUGUAUUUAUAUUUACAAGCAAAAUAUUUACAAUACGUAUCUAUAGCUAAGUAUACUUUUAAAACGAAUAUGACGAUGUAUUGAAAAAUGGACCGUGUUAAGAGUGUAUAAUUAUAUGAAAUGUUAAAUUUAAUAAACUAUAGUGUAACGCAGAAAUUGGUGUAGAGAAAUGUGUGUUGAACAUUGUUUGACGACUACCUAGAGGGCGCUUUUUCUAAAUUUUGUCUCUCGGAAUAUAGCGUACCUUCUCUUUUGGUUCAUACUUUAAUUAUUAAAAUGUGAUAAAAAACAACAUAAGCCUAACACGAAAUUAAAAUGAUAAUCGACCCUAUACUUCACAUCACUUAUUCAAAACAAUUAAGUAAAUACACAUUUAAAGGCUUUUGCUAUAAAAAGCUUUGCGUGUUGUUUGUAUUAUAAUAUCUCAAUUCACCCACGGAUUCGAAUUAGUUAAAUGAUAUAAAUCAUUUAAUGUUAUAAUGUAAAAGAGAUCAAUAUUUUAAUAGAUAAUUUUAAUCGCGUAUCAAUUGUUAGAUGUUCGUGAUAAAUUUUAUGAAUAUUAUAGUUAUCAGAAUGUUCUAAAUACUUUCCAAUUUAAUGGUUCUAAAGUAUCACUACUUCACUUCUUGAGCUCACUUCUAAUAUUCUAACUUUACCUCACGAAAACAACGUCUAAAUUAUAUUAGUUACUAGGAAAAAUUAACCUAGAGAAUAGGUUUAAACUUCCUUACACUUUAAUAAUGUUACUAUAUAUACAUAAAACGCUUAUACGUACAAACGCGGUAAAGGCGAGAUUGAAAUUAAUAAAUAAUUCUGUCUGUGUAACAUUUUGUUGACUGAAGACUGAAGUACGUAUUUUGCGCACAAAAGCAUGGUAUAUACGGUUUGGCAACAGCGCAUUUCGAUUUGAAGAAUAGAUUCAUUGUACCCAAAGCGUGGCAACGUCGCAUGCAACUUAGAUAAAAUUCUGUGCGUUAAAAAUAUUUCAAAGCUUACCAAUAAAAUCAUAUUAUUCUAAAAAUACAAACGCGGUUGAAAUUUAUAAUACAAAUUAUUAUGAAUAAUCAAGAAAUAUACCAUUAAAAUAUUUUAUCUCGCCAAUACAUCUAAUCGCCUUACGUUGUAAUAUUAUGAUAAUAUUUCGUAAGUACAUAAAAAUGUUCACAAAAUUCACCAGGCCAUUAUAUUAAGCCGUUUGCUAGAAAAUUUAACAGUAUUUUGAUUCAUUAAGGAAAUUUAAUUUUUUGUCUUCCAGUAUAUUAAGCUGUAGACAUUUUAAUGAGUACUUUAAUUGGCCUUUAUUCGUAUCGUAGUUAAAUGAACAUUUUGAGGUUAAUUUUCUAGUAUCUUGUUAUCCCGUAGGUACCUAUGUUUAGGUGCUAUCACUGAUUAAUUACGUUAAAGAAAUAUACUAUAGAGGAUGCUUCAUUAACAUAUUCUAAAGUUGAUAUAUUCAUAGACUAUUAUAUUACCAAUAAUAUUAAACGGUUAUAUCUUACAAGUUACAAACUAUAGCUUCAAUUUAUCUCUAAACACCUAGAUAGAUAUGAUUUUGCUCCACUACUAUAAGCUUAAAUAAUAUUUUUCUCUUCGCUAAGUUUUUCUUCACUGUUUUUUAAAUAUUACACAUGUUAAAUCUAUGGUGCGACGAAUACCCCGCGAGAUUAUAUUAGUUAUAUUGUCUCUUAGGUUUAUGUAUGAAUUACCCGGUUAUUAUUAUUUAUAGAAUUUUCGUACGCGUUUACGUUUAACUCAGGGUGCUAUUGCCUCCCGAAUGCGUAUUGAUGGAAGCCGUUUUGUCGAACACUAUAGUUUAACAAUUCAUGGAAGAUUGGAAAAAACCAAUCGACAAUUGACCAAAGUAUCUUUAUUCGUGGUUCUAGUGUCAUGUUAAUUGUCGGUUGGUUUUUGUAUAGGGGAGCAGGCGGGAGUGCAUUUGAAAUUAUCUUUACAAGCGUAUCUUUCUUUCUAAAGGACCAAAAUCAUGGUAACUUCAUGUACUUAUAUAAGCAAUAAAUGUGUACCUACAACUAAUUCUAAAUUCUAAAUAUUAAUAUCUACUUAUUCGUGUUUCUAGUGACACCAUUUUUGUGUAUUAGGUACAUAUCAAUUCUGAUUACUUAAUAAAUGUUUCGGACUAUUAAAUAAUUUAUAUAUAUACGUUGUGAGUCGAUGUUUAUAUUCACUUUGUGAAGUUUGAUAACAUAUUAAUAGCACCCUGCAAUUUGAACUUAACCGUAAUAUGUGUUGUAAAUGUCGUAAAUUAUUAAUCCUUUUAUUCGGAUUCUACAUUUCUGAUGUCACUUUUGAAAUUCUAUAUAAAUUUACUGUUCUGUGUAGUCAAUUCGUGAUUCCUAAUUUCUUCAAAACGACCUUGAUCUGAUACUGUUUUAGAUGUAAAGUUAUUGUAUCUAUUUAUUAAAUCUUUCUUCUCUCAAA
This is a messenger RNA of Colias croceus (clouded yellow), 7675 nucleotides long. RefSeq names its product neurocalcin homolog (gene Nca). The transcript is spliced from 6 exons. Lineage: Eukaryota; Metazoa; Arthropoda; Insecta; Lepidoptera; Pieridae. Bases 322 to 894 code for a protein of 190 amino acids. Gene Ontology annotation, molecular function: calcium ion binding. The record is from RefSeq and is a predicted model, not a curated record.